Molecule: messenger RNA, 588 nt
Organism: Prunus armeniaca (apricot)
Lineage: Eukaryota; Viridiplantae; Streptophyta; Magnoliopsida; Rosales; Rosaceae
Source: the annotation of a GenBank genome assembly
AUGAGGUUGUAUUUGGCUUGGUGGUUGGCAAAGCUAGGGGAGUCGACCUUUGAGCAAUUCAUGUACCUGUACUCCGUCUCCAAACAAAAGGGCAAUUUUGGUUGGGUUCAGACUAAUUGCCGAAAGGCAAAGGAGAGAGGUUACUUCAUAAGGCGCAUGCCUUCAUCACAGAAGUACAGUGAAGUGCAAUCCUUUGUCGAAGGAGAAGGAAGACAAGGUAGAGUUGGUGAGGUCGUUGCUUUUGACAGAGAGGCGAGAGUACAAGAAUUUGUUUGGGUUAUUGGCUGUAGCGAGGACUAUGAAGGGAACGACAACAGUGGCAGAGUCACCGAAUGUGGCAAAAAUAAUGAUGAGAAGAAGCAAUGCCUCAAGGAAAGGAGAGAGAAGGACAAGGCCGCCAAGGUCAGAAAGGUAGAAGAAAAGCAGGCCAAGGGCAUCGCUGGUGCCACAGAAGGUAUUGCCAAAGGGUCUGAAAGUGCUAUCGGGAAGCGCAUGCGAGAUGAUGAUGAUAGGCUAGUUUCAACGGCCUUAGAUAAAAAGAAAAAAGGCUUAGAGGCUGCCAUAAGGAUGUCAUGGAUAACGAGCUAG